GUGAUUUUUAGCUAUUAAAUAAUAGCAUGACGGUUUAAUCAAAAAAUAGUGAAAAUCCUGAAGACUUACAAAGAUGGCUGCAGCACAGAAAUUGGACGAGCGUCAUCACUACAUGUGUUGGCAUGUGGGAAGUACUAUUGAUAUGGAAACACAUGUAGUUGAGUCAAUUCUGUUAAAAGAUCAAAAUUUCAGCUUUUUUGAGGAAUUUUUUCGGAUUGGUGGUUGUCGAGUUCUAACAAUGUUUUAUCAAGAGCAUCAGCCAGCUUGGAUGAUUCAACAGAAAAAAAAUUCAAAACCAGAUAGGGGAAAUAGGCCACCACCUGCAAGUUUGUCUGACCGAGGAGCUCACGGAGUACAACAAACUCAAACAGAAUUCAAGAAAAAAUAUCUCUUUCUUACAAAAGGAGAUACUGAGCCAUUGACUGGAUGGUGUUUCUUCUUUGUUCGCCAUUCUAAUGAGUCAGCAAUUGAAGUUGGAAAUAUACAUAAAGAUGUUUUCUUUGGAAACUUUCUUGUAGAAAAUGGAAAUCUUCUUGAUGCAGUGAAAUUUUACAUGUCAAAAGUAAUAUUUCCACAAAUUGCAGCUACAAAGAACUGGGGAGUACUAACAGGGAAACGAAAAACAGAUUUACAAGUUUGGUUUCUGGAAGAAUUUGAAAGAUUCAUCGAAUGUCUUGGGAACGCUAAUGCAAACCUACAAAGUCAAACUAUCAAGUUAACCCAUAUUGAUUUGGGAUUUGAUGUAAAAUCUGUUUCUCCCAGUCAGCUUUCAGCAAUGUCUGCAGACCCUCAGGUUCUUGAAAAUCUUGAAAAACAAAUGUUAAUAUGGACAAAAGAAAUCGAUCAGGUUCUUGUUACGAGUGAACAAAUAUUAUGUGAAGCUGAUGACUGUGGUCCUGCAGCAGAAUUAGAACACUGGAAGAGAAGAACUGCGCAAUUUGAUGGUUUAUUGAACGAAAUAAGAGAUCCACGAGUGCGUUCUAUAUCAUCAGCAUUGAAUGCUGUUAGGUCAAAGAGCAUAAAAAAAUGGAAGGAAAUGGAUGCUCAUAUUACUGAUGCAACAAAUGAAGCAAAAGACAAUGUGAAAUACCUUUACACUCUUGAUAAAUUCUUUGGACCCUUAGUAAAAUGCACUCCUAUGGGCAUGAUUGAUCAUGUAGCUUCAUUGAUGAAUACUGUUCGAAUGAUAUACAGCAUAUCUCAAUUCUACAACACAUCGGAAAGAAUGACAUCAUUGUUUGUAAAAAUAACUAAUCAGAUGGUUUCUACUUGCAAGGCUUUUUUGUACCAAGAUGUGACAAAGAUUUGGGAACAUUCACGCAAGGAACUCAUAAAGCGUAUUGAUGAGUGUAUAAAACUGAAUGAAGCAUAUCAAAGUCAAUUUCAAAAAACAAAAGAAAAGCUUCAACAAAAUCCAGCUGAAAGACAAUUUGAAUUCAGUGAAAAUUAUAUUUUUGGAAGGUUCGAUACAUUUUGCAAAAGAGUUGAUCAAAUUAGAGAAAUGGCAAUGAUAAUGGAACAGUUGUCAACACUUCCGAAUAUAAAAAUACAAGGUCUUGAAAGUUACGCAAUGAAAUACAAAACAAUUGUUGCCAAUGUGAAGAAAAAAUCAUAUGAUCAUCUCAAUCAUCGAUCCCAUGAAUUUGAUACUGAAUAUUCUGAUUUUAAGUCACAAAUUGACAGUGUUCAAGAAGGAAUACAAAACCUGGUUGAAGUAUUAUUUGAAAGAAAUAUGUCGACAGUUGAAAGUUUUCGACUGAUCUCAAAAUUUGAGCUCAUCAAAGGUGUAGAAAUUGAACUCUGGGAAAAGUAUUUUAAAACUCUGCAACAGUUCAUGAAAGAACUUGAAAACACAAAAAAGAUAUAUGCCAAGCAAUGCAAAGAUCCACCGCUAUCAAGGAAUGCUCCUCCACUGGCAGGCAGAAUCAUGUGGGCAAGACAGCUUUUCAGGCGUCUCGAAACAUCAAUGAAUGCAAUGCAACUGCAACCAACUUUAAUGAAAAGUAAUGAAGCAAAAGUUGUUAUUAAGACUUACAAUAAGGUUGCUGCCUGUUUACUUGAAUAUGAGGUUCUCUUCCAUAGAACUUGGUGCCGUGGUAUUGAGAAAAAUAAGAAAGGUUUGAUGUCAUCUCUGAUUGUCCGUCACCCAGAAGCAAAAACUUUGCAUGUCAACUUUGACCCCAAAGUAUUGGAACUUUUUAGUGAGACCCGCCAUAUGCGAGCUCUACAUCUUGAUGUUCCUGAAUUUGCUGCAAUAAUGGCAGGGUUAAAUGAGAAAAAUUUGAAACGAAGAGCCGAUUUGUUGGAUGAUCUUAUUAGGCGUUAUGAUAAUAUUGUAAAAGACAUACCUCUAGUACUCCAGCCAUUGAUGAAAAGUCAUGUAUCGCAGCUUGAAGAUGUUUUCAUGCCUGGUCUCACAAUUCUGAAUUGGUGUUCUUUAAAUAUUGACAAAUUUAUCAAUCAAAUUGAAGCUGCUGAAGAUGAGUUUGAAUUUUUCUUGAAACAAUUACAUGAUACUUUGGAAUGCAGAAUUGAAAAAAUACUGGAGGAAAUGUCUCAAACGUUGUUUGUAGCAAUACCUGAAUCUGAGCCCAUCAAUAUAAUGACAUUCUUCGAAUUGGCUGAAAAGGCCAUUAAUACCAGCGUUACACGUUUGAUUCGACAAACAUCUGUUGUUGAAAAAUGUGUGAUUGAACUCAUUGGCAAUCUAACAUCAAGAAUGAAGCCUGCAGACAAAGCAAACUUGUUUGAGCCAUAUUUCUGUUCCCAUCAUGAGGCAAAGAUGAAGGGUCAAAGAUGUCAAGAAUGUCAAUCAUGCUUGGUAUUCAACACCCUCAAUUCAUUUUCCCAAAGAAACAUGGAUUCUCUUGUUAAAUGUACAAAGUUUUCUUUGGAAAAGAUGAAACGUUCUUUGAAGAUAAAAAGAGGAUCGUCUACAGAUAAUUUAAGAAGAAAUGAAUCAUUGAAUUCUCCACCAAUAAUAAUGACAGAUAUUGUUUUGUCAUUACCAAAUGUUGCAAUUCAACCAAGCUUAGAAGAAAUUCAGCAUCUACUUAACAAAAUUGUUCAAAAUAUUAUCAAUUGCACAAGCAAACUUCCACAGUGGAAACAAAGUAUCAAUGCACAGCGAGAAGCUGAAUUGAAUCAAGGAGACGAAUCACCGUCUCCUAUAAAACCAAUGCAUAAGAUAAUUGGAGAUCACAAAGAUAUUGUAAAACUUUCUUCACAAGUAUCAACAACCAUCAGUUCAUUGAAGUCAGAGUGUGGUCAAGUUCUUAAUAAACUUUCUGAGGCUGGAGAUUUUUCUGAAAUAUGGGAAAAAGAUGCUGAAACUAAAUUAAAGGAUUUUCUUCAAAAUAAUCCCUCUCUUUCAGAAUAUGAAGAGCAGAUAAAAUAUUACCAUAAACUAGAGGAAAAAGUUGACAACAUUGUAGAUAGCCUAGUUGAGGGCCCCAUUGUUUUUUCAACAAAUCAGUUAAAACUUGCUUUGAAGAUGGAAUGUAAGGCUGCAAAAGUUGCUUUUGGGAAAGCUUUGAAUCAUAAAGCUGGCCAAAUGAUGGAGGAAGUAUUUGAGUUUGUUGAUUCUAUUGGAAAGCGUGUCACAAGAACUCUUGAAGAUCUCGAUGAUGUCAGAAUAACAAUGAGUGCACUUGAAGAAUUAAGACAGGAAGAAAUACGAAUUGAUUCAAAAAUUGGACCAGUUGAGGAAGCAUAUAACCUAUUAAACAAAUUGGAACUGAGUUUUGGGGAUGGAAAUGCAGAAACUGUAGAUAGUCUUGGGUAUGCUUGGAAGACUCUACAAAAUCAGGUGACUGAAGCUCAAGAUAAUUUACUGAAGGUUCAACCAAUGUUUCGAACAAACCUAACACAAUCUGUUCAACAAUUUGCUGAAGACAAUGAUUCUUUCACAAAAAGUUAUAGGGAAUCUGGACCAAAUGAAGAAGGAAUUGCUCCGAGAGAAGCAAGUGAUAGACUUGCAUUGUACCAGGGUGGAUUUGAUGAAUUGUGGAACAAAUUUCAAACAUAUUCUGCAGGAGAGGAAUUAUUCGGGUUGACAGUGACUGAAUAUCCAACAUUGCAUAAGAUAAAGAAGGAAUUGAACAUGCUAUCGAAGCUAUACUCAUUGUAUAAUGCUGUGAACAAAAGUGUAGAUGGUUACUAUGAGAUCUUGUGGCAGGAUUUGGAUAUUGAAAGUGUCAAUUCUGAAUUGAUUGAAUUCCAAAAUAAAUGCAGAAAACUUCCAAAAGGAUUAAAAGAAUGGCCAGCAUAUAAUGAUUUGAAGAAAAAAAUUGAUGAUUUCAAUGAAUGCUGCCCUCUAUUGGAAAUGAUGGCACACAAAGCCAUGAAAGAAAGACAUUGGGAAAGAAUUGCCACUCUUACAAAUCAUACAUUUGAAAUUGACUCUGACAAUUUUAUGUUGAGAAAUAUAAUGGAAGCACCAAUACUUCAACACAAAGAAGACAUUGAGGAUAUAUGUAUAUCAGCGACGAAGGAGAAGGAUAUCGAAGCAAAAUUAAAAGCCACAAUUGCAGAGUGGGAAGGACAUAAUUUCACAUUUACUGCCUUUAAAUCUCGAGGGGAACUUCUUUUAAAAAGUGCAGAUAUUCAAGAAAUUGUUGCAUUACUAGAAGAUAGUUUGAUGGUGUUGGCGUCUCUGAUGAGUAAUCGAUAUAAUGUUCCAUUCAAAGCAAAAAUUCAAUUGUGGGUUAAUAAACUUUCUGGAACAACAGAAAUUAUAGAGCAAUGGAUGACAGUUCAAAAUUUAUGGAUAUAUUUAGAAGCUGUGUUUGUAGGAGGUGAUAUUGCAAAACAAUUACCACAGGAAGCUAAACGAUUUUCUAACAUAGAUAAAUCUUGGCAGAAGAUAAUGCAAAGAGCACAUGAAACAACAAAUGUUGUCAAUUGUUGUGUAGGUGAUGAAAUGCUGUCACAACUGCUUCCACAUUUGCUUGAGCAGCUUGAGAUGUGUCAAAAGUCAUUGACUGGGUAUUUGGAGAAAAAGCGACUUGUUUUUCCUAGAUUCUUCUUUGUGUCUGAUCCUGCUUUGCUAGAGAUACUUGGACAAGCCAGUAAUUCCCACAGUAUUCAGGCUCAUUUACUUGGAAUAUUUGAUAAUGUCUGCACAGUGAGUUUUCAUGAGAAGGAUUAUGAUCGAAUUAUUGGUAUAAACUCUCGUGAACAAGAGCAUAUUGAUUUGGAAAAAGCGAUUGUUGCUCAGGGUAAUGUUGAAAUUUGGUUGGGAUCUCUGUUAAAUGAAAUCAAGCGAAGUGUUCAUGGUGUGAUUCGACAGGCUUUUUUUGGAAUUGAAGAUACGGCAUUCAAGAUGCUCGAGUUUCAGAACAUUUUCCCAGCUCAGAUAGGUCUUCUCGGAAUUCAGAUGAUUUGGACAAGGGACAGUGAAAAAGCAUUAAAAAAUGCUAAAUCUGAUAAAAAGAUAAUGCAAACAACCAAUCAAUAUUUUUUGGAUAUGUUGAAUGAAUUGAUUCAAGUAACAACUCGAGAUCUGACCAAGAUGGAACGUGUUAAGUUCGAAACUCUUGUAACAAUUCAUGUUCAUCAAAGAGAUAUAUUUGAUGAUCUGGUGAGAAUGCAUAUCAAAUCACCUAUCGACUUUGAAUGGUUGAAACAGUCAAGAUUUUAUUUUCAAGAAGAUACAGAUAAAUGUGUUGUGUCUAUUACUGAUGUUGAUCAUAGUUAUCAAAAUGAAUAUCUUGGAUGCACUGAUAGACUUGUUAUAACUCCACUCACUGACAGGUGCUACAUCACACUUGCCCAGGCUCUUGGAAUGAGUUUAGGAGGAGCACCCGCAGGCCCUGCUGGAACUGGAAAAACAGAAACAACCAAGGAUAUGGGGAAAUGCCUUGGAAAAUAUGUUGUUGUUUUCAAUUGUUCUGAUCAAAUGGAUUAUCGUGGAUUAGGGAGAAUCUACAAAGGACUUGCUCAAUCAGGAUCUUGGGGCUGUUUUGAUGAAUUUAAUCGCAUUGAAUUGCCUGUGCUGUCAGUUGCGGCUCAACAGAUUUCAAUAGUUCUUGUUGCUAAGAAAGAAAGGAAAAAACAAUUUAUAUUCACUGAUGGUGAUGUUGUAUCUUUGAAUCCUGAAUUUGGAUUAUUUUUGACCAUGAAUCCAGGAUAUGCUGGAAGACAAGAACUACCAGAAAAUUUGAAAAUUAAUUUUCGUCUAGUUGCCAUGAUGGUUCCAGAUCGACAAAUUAUAAUGAGAGUAAAAUUGGCUGCAUGUGGAUUUGUUGAAAAUAUUCAUUUAUCAAGAAAAUUUUAUACUUUGUAUAAGCUCUGUGAAGAACAACUUACCAAACAGGUACAUUAUGAUUUUGGGUUACGUAAUAUUUUAUCGGUAUUGCGAACUCUCGGUGCAAGUAAACGAUCAAAUCCUGAAGAUUCUGAAAUGACUAUUGUAAUGAGAAUUUUGCGAGAUAUGAAUUUAUCAAAACUUGUUGACGAAGAUGAACCUUUAUUCCUAUCACUGAUAAAUGAUUUGUUUCCUGGAAUUAUACUCGAUAAAGUUGGUUAUCCUGCAGUUGAAGCUGCAAUACUACAUCAGGUUGAAGAAUUUGGUUUGAUAUUUCAUCCACCUUGGGUAUUGAAGUUGAUUCAAUUGUAUGAGACACAAAGAGUACGACAUGGUAUGAUGACAUUAGGACCAAGUGGAUCUGGUAAAACAACAUGCAUCCAUACGUUGAUGAAAACAAUGACUGAAUGUGGCAGCCCUCACAGAGAAAUGCGAAUGAAUCCAAAAGCUAUCACUGCAUCACAAAUGUUUGGACUGCUUGAUGUGGCAACAAAUGAUUGGACUGAUGGUAUUUUUAGUACAUUGUGGAGAAGAACUCAUAAAACUAAAAAGAAUGAAAAUGUUUGGUUGGUUUUGGAUGGACCUGUUGAUGCAAUAUGGAUUGAAAAUUUGAAUUCUGUGUUGGAUGACAAUAAAACUCUGACUCUUGCUAAUGGAGAUCGUAUACCAAUGGCACCAAACUGCAAAAUUAUAUUUGAACCUCAUAAUAUUGAUAAUGCCUCACCAGCAACAGUUUCAAGGAAUGGAAUGGUCUAUAUGAGUUCGUCUAUUAUGGACUGGGAACCGAUCACGAAAGCGUGGUUGAAAAAUUUUCCAAAUCUAAUGUCAGAAGUUCUACUUCCUGCUUUUGAAUCUGUUUUUCCGGCAACAUAUCAAUAUAUGUCCACAAUGCUUUUUCCAACAAUGGACUUGCUCGAAUGUAUGUAUGUGCAACAGGCAUUGAAACUAAUCAAUGGUCUUCUCCCUGAAGCAGAAGAUGGAUAUAAGCAUAUGAAAAAAUCACAUCUCGAGAGGCUCUUUUUGUUUGCCAUUAUGUGGUCUCUUGGUGCAUUACUCGAAUUACCUGAUCGUGAAAAACUUCAAACUUUUUUGUAUGAACAUAAGAAACAGCAUGGUGUUCCGGAUUUGCCUGCAAUGCCAGAAGGAGAAUCACAUACUAUAUUUGAAUAUAUGGUGAAUGAUCAUGGUGAAUGGGAACACUGGUCAAACAGACUUCCUGUGUAUGAAUAUCCAACUGACAGUGUGCCUGAGUAUUUAUCAAUACUUGUUCCAAAUGUAGAUAAUGUUCGAAUGGACUUCCUAAUGCAUAAUAUCAUGAAACAGGAAAAGGCUGUAUUGCUGAUAGGUGAGCAAGGAACUGCAAAAACUGUGAUGAUUAAAAGUUAUAUGAAUGUUCAGUACAAUCCAGAAGUUCAUAUGACGAAAUCAUUGAAUUUUUCAUCAGCAACUACUCCACUUAUGUUUCAGAGAACGAUUGAGAGUUAUGUUGAUAAAAGAGUCGGAACCACAUUUGGCCCUCCAGCAGGUAAAAAAAUGACAGUGUUUGUUGACGAUAUCAAUAUGCCAAUUAUUAAUGAAUGGGGCGAUCAAAUUACAAACGAAAUUGUUCGACAACUAAUGGAAGCCAAAGGGUUCUUCAACCUGGAAAAACCAGGAGAUUUCACAAACAUAGUUGAUAUUCAAUUUGUUGCUGCAAUGAUACAACCUGGUGGUGGAAGGAAUGAUAUUCCUCAAAGAUUGAAGAGGCAGUUCACUAUUUUCAAUUGCACUUUACCAUCAAAUGCUUCAAUUGAUAAAAUAUUUUCAACAAUUGGAUGUGGAUAUUUUUGUGAGGAAAGAAAUUUCACUCAGACUGUUACGUCACUGAUAGUGAAGUUAGUUCCUGCAACCCGUAGACUAUGGCAAGUGGUGAAAGGAAAAAUGCUACCAACUCCAGCUAAAUUUCACUAUAUAUUUAAUCUUCGUGAUUUGAGUAGGAUAUGGCAGGGUAUGCUUCAAAUGACAAGUGAAGUUGGAACAUCUGAGGAAACUAUCAUUUUACUCUGGAAGCAUGAAUGUACAAGAGUGGUAGCUGAUAGAUUUGUCAACUCCCAAGACACUGCAUGGUUUCACAAAGCUUUAAAAAAUGUUGGGACAGAAAUACUUGGGGCUGAAUUUUCAUCUCAUUUAGCAAAAGAACCAUAUUUUGUUGAUUUUCUUCGUGAUGCCCCAGAGAUGACUGGAGAAGAGGAAGAUGAUGCUUGUUUUGAUGCUCCUAAAAUCUAUGAACCAAUAAAUUCCAUGGAUGAAUUGAGAGAUCGGUUAAAAAUGUUCAUGACUCAAUAUAAUGAGGCUAUUAGGGGAGCUGGGAUGGAUCUAGUAUUUUUUACUGAUGCAAUGACCCAUUUGGUCAAAAUAUCUCGUGUUCUGAACACUCCCAGAGGAAAUGCUUUAUUGGUUGGAGUGGGUGGAUCAGGAAAGCAAUCCCUGACAAGACUGACAUCAUUCAUUGCUGGAUAUAAAUCAUUUCAAAUUACAUUGACAAGAUCCUACAAUACUAGCAAUCUUCUUGAUGAUUUGAAAAUAUUGUACAGGAAUGCAGGAUUAGAAGGAUUAGGAAUUACAUUCAUAUUCACUGAUAAUGAAGUUAAGGAAGAGGCAUUUUUGGAAUAUCUCAAUAAUGUUUUAGCUUCUGGAGAGCUUUCUAAUUUGUUUGCACGAGACGAAAUCGAUGAAAUCACAAAUGAAUUGAUUCCUGUCAUGAAAAAAGAAUAUCCCCGGCGUCCUCCUACAAAUGAAAAUCUUUAUGAUUAUUUUAUCAGCAGAGUAAAAAGUAAUCUUCAUGUUGUCCUGUGUUUUUCACCAGUUGGAGAAAAAUUUCGCUCAAGAUCAAUGAAGUUUCCUGGGCUUAUUUCAGGUUGCACAAUUGACUGGUUUUCAAGAUGGCCACAUGAUGCUUUGGUUGCAGUUGCAAAGCAUUUUAUUUCGGAUUUUGAAAUUCAGUGUACAAGUGAGAUGAAAGAAAGUUUGUAUCAUGUCAUGGGAUCGUUCCAGGAUAUAGUGGCUGAAACGUGCAUUGAAUAUUUUGAACGAUUUCGUAGACAGACACAUGUCACCCCAAAAUCGUAUUUGUCCUUUCUUGACAGCUAUAAAACAAUAUAUUCUGAAAAGUUGAAAUUUAUUGGGAAUCUUGCUCAGAGAAUGAAUACAGGUUUGGACAAACUGGUAGAAGCGACACAAUCCGUGAAUCAACUGUCUGCAGAGCUGGUGGAAAAGGAAAAAGAUCUUGUUGUUGCCUCCAAGAAGGCAGAUGAAGUGCUUAUAACAGUCACUGCAUCAGCUACUGCUGCUGAAAAAGUUAAAGCUCAGGUACAAAAAGUCAAAGACAAGGCUCAGGCUGUAGCAGAUGUAAUAACGGUGGAUAAAAAACUUGCUGAAACAAAGCUGGAAGCUGCUAAACCUGCACUGAAGGCUGCAGAAGAAGCUUUACAAACUAUCAAACCGGCAGAUAUUGCAACAGUGAGAAAGCUCGGAAAACCUCCACAUCUUAUCAUGAGGAUUAUGGAUUGUGUUCUCAUAUUGAUGCAGAGAAAAAUCAAUAAAGUUGAACAAGAUCCUGAACGACCAUGUAUAAAACCUUCUUGGAGUGAAGCUCAGAAAUUAUUGAAUGAUUCAAAGUUUUUGACUUUAUUAUUAGAAUUUCCAAAGGACUCGAUCACGGCAGAAACAGUUGAUUUGAUGGAGCCUUAUCUUACACAGGAAGAUUACAAUUUUGAAAGUGCAAAAAAAGUGUGCGGCAAUGUGGCUGGCUUAUGUUCAUGGACUGAAGCUAUGGCUACUUUCUAUGGUAUAAACAGAGAAGUCUUGCCCCUAAAGGCUAAUCUAGUCAUUCAAGAAAAAAGACUUGCUGUAGCAAAUGAAGAUCUUGCUAAUGCACAAGCAACACUGGAUGAAAAGCAAGCUGAACUUGAUAAAGUGCAAGCCAUCUAUGAUUCUGCAAUGCAAAACAAACAGGCUUUGAUAGAUGAUGCUGAGGCCUGUAAAAGAAAGAUGACAAAUGCAAAAACUUUGAUCAAUGGUUUAGGUGGAGAAAAAAUCCGCUGGACAGAAGCAAGUAGAAGAUUUCAGCAGGAAAUCAAUAGGUUGGUUGGUGACGUAUUACUUUGUUGUGGAUUUUUAUCUUAUUCCGGACCUUUCAAUCAAGAAUUUCGCACUCAACUUAUUAAUUCAUGGAAAAAAGAGUUGAGAAAACAUAAGGUUCUAUUUUUUGAGAAUCUGAACAUUUCAUCAAUGCUAGAAGAAAGUGCAACUAUAAAUGAUUGGAAUUUACAGGGUUUGCCAAGUGAUGAUUUAUCAGUGCAGAAUGGAAUUAUUGUGACAAAAGCGCUCCGUUUUCCACUUAUAAUUGAUCCACAAACUCAAGGAAAAACUUGGAUCAAGAAUCGUGAAUCACAAAAUGAUUUGCAGGCGACAACUCUCAAUCAUAAAUAUUUUCGUACUCAUCUUGAGGAUGCUCUUUCACUUGGAAGACCUUUACUAAUAGAAGAUGUUGGAGAAGAAAUAGAUCCGGUUCUUGACAAUGUAUUGGAAAAAAAUUUCAUCAAGUCUGGAUCUUCAUUCAAGGUAAAACUAGGAGAUAAAGAAGUUGAUGUUCAGUCAGGAUUUCGAAUGUAUAUUAGCUCUAAGAUGGCAAAUCCUGCUUACACUCCUGAAGUUAGCGCACGGACAUCAAUCAUUGAUUUCACUGUGACAAUUCGUGGCUUGGAAGAUCAGUUACUCGCCAGAGUCAUUGUAACUGAAAAACAGGAAUUAGAAAGUGAAAGGGUGAAACUUUUGGAAGAUGUUGGUGAAAACAGAAGGAAAAUGAAAGAACUGGAAGAUAAUCUUUUGUACAGAUUAACUUCCACAAAAGGAUCAUUAGUGGAGGAUGAAAGUUUAAUCCAAGUGCUGCAGACUACCAAAAGAACUGCAGAGGAAGUCAGUGAAAAACUUAAUAUUGCUGAAGAUACAGAAAUGAAAAUUAAUACAGCGCGAGAAGAAUAUAGGCCAGUUGCUACACGAGGAUCAAUUCUUUAUUUUCUAAUAACUGAAAUGAGUUUGGUCAACGUUAUGUAUCAAACAUCACUUGCUCAGUUCUUAAACAUCUUCGAUAUCAGUAUAGUCAGGUCACCCCGCUCUCCAAUUCCGGCAAAAAGAAUUGCUAAUGUUAUUGAGCAUUUAACAUAUGCCAUUUUCUGCUAUACUGCUCGUGGCUUGUAUGAGGAACAUAAAUUCAUAUUCACUUUAUUGCUUGCAUUGAAAAUUGAUUUACAAGGAGGAAAACUAAAUCGUCAAGAAUUUGAUAUUCUUAUAAAAGGUGGAGCAUCUUUAGAUUUGAAUGCUGUUGCUCCUAAGCCCAAAAAAUGGAUUCUGGACAUCACAUGGUUGAACCUUGUACAACUGACUUGUCUUCAUCAGUUUAAGCAAGUCACUACACAAAUCACAGCCAAUGAUAAACCAUGGAAGCAAUGGUUUGAUGAAGAAGCUCCAGAAGAAUGUGAAAUACCAGAAGGUUAUAAUAAAUCAUUAGAUACAUUCAGAAAAUUGUUAUUGAUAAGAAGUUGGUGUCCUGACCGUACUAUGCCAAUGGCUAGAUACUACAUACACGAGUCUUUGGGAAAACCAUUUGUUGAAGGUGUAAUUCUGAAUUUGGAAACAAUGUGGGAGGAGAGUAUACCUACAACUCCCAUGGUUUGUUUAUUGUCUAUGGGUUCUGAUCCGACUGAAGCUAUUGAAAAAUUGGCAAAGAAACACAGUUUGAGAUGCCAAGCUAUAUCAAUGGGACAAGGACAAGAAAUUCAUGCCAGGCGUUUAAUGCAACAAGCUAUGACUGAAGGUGGUUGGGUUUUGUUUCAAAAUUGUCAUCUUGGUCUUGACUUUAUGGAUGAAUUACUUGAUACUUUGCAAGACAUGGCUGAAUGUGAUCCAAGUAUGAGAGUCUGGAUAACUACUGAAGUCAAUCCAAAAUUUCCUAUUACUUUACUUCAAUCAUCUAUCAAAUUUACAAAUGAACCUCCUCAGGGCAUGAAAGCGGGAUUGAAACGAACAUACGGCGGUGUGUCACAGGAGCUGCUUGAAGUGACAAACAUGCCACAGUGGAAGCCCCUCUUGUAUACUACAGCAUUUGUACAUUCAGUUGUUCAAGAAAGGAGGAAAUUUGGUCCAUUGGGAUGGAAUAUUCCAUAUGAAUUCAACCAAUCUGAUUUCACAGCAUGUAUUCAAUUUAUUCAAAAUCACUUGGAUGAUAUAGAUCCUAAGAAGGGUGUUUCAUUCAAGACAAUAAAUUACAUGAUAGGUGAAGUUCAGUAUGGAGGAAGAGUAACUGAUGAUUAUGAUAAAAGAUUAUUGAAUACUUUUUGUAGAGUAUGGCUCGGUGAACAUAUGUUUGAUCCAAAGUUUGCAUUCUUUGCAAAAGGUGGAUACACUAUCCCACGAUGUUCAAAUAUUGAAGAUUAUCGAUUACAAAUUGAAAAUCUUCCAGAUGUAGAUUCACCUGAAGUGUUUGGAUUACACCCGAAUGCAGAUGUCACCUAUCAGACCAAUACUGCAAACAUGGUUUUCUGCACAAUUCAAAGUAUUCAGCCAAAAGAUUCUUCUGGGGGUGGCGGUGAAACUCGAGAGAGUGUGGUUGAGAGAAAUGCAAAAGAAAUGCUAGAAAAACUUCCUCCUGAUUAUCUUCCUCAUGAAGUGAAAGAUAAAUUGAAAAAAAUGGGAAUAUUGGAACCUUUAAACAUAUUUCUUAGGCAGGAGGUUGACCGAAUGCAGAGAGUUAUAAGCACAGUUCGAACUGCACUCACUGAUCUACAGCUUGCUAUUGAAGGAACUAUCAUUAUGAAUGAGGCAUUGAGAGAUACAUUGAAUAGUAUUUUUGAUGCAGUGGUACCUGAAUCAUGGAGAAAGAUAUCAUGGGACUCAUCAACGAUAGGAUUUUGGUUUACUGAUUUACUUGACAGAAAUGCUCAAUUUCGAACCUGGUUAUUUGAUGGAAAACCAAACCAAUUUUGGAUGACAGGAUUUUUUAAUCCUCAAGGCUUUCUUACCGCAAUGAGACAAGAAAUCACUAGAAAUCAUCAAGGGUGGGCACUGGAUAAUGUCACGUUACAUAAUGAUGUUACAAGAAUGCUGAAGGAAGAUGUUUUAUCACCGCCUGAUGAGGGAGUUUAUAUCUAUGGGUUGUUUCUUGAUGGUGCUGGAUGGGAUAAACGAAAUAUGAAGCUGAUAGAGCCUGCUAAUAAGGUAUUGUUUACAAAUUUGCCUGUUGCUCAUGUAUAUGCCAUCAAUGCAAUGGCAGGAGGAACGUCUUCAGUUAAGCCACGAUCUGGUUAUGCUUUUUAUGAAUGUCCCACUUACAAGAAACCAUGUAGGACUGACCUCACAUAUAUAUUUCCACUAAAAUUGUGCACAACAUUAGCCCAUGGUCCUGACAGGUGGAUUUUGCGCGGAGUUGCACUCUUAUGUGAUACCAAGUGAAACAUUUUGAAUCUGGAAAACUUUAUAAUUAUUAGAAUUGUAAAGGUAGUAUGUAAAUGUGCAUUGAAUACAGUAACUAAACUCUGACAACAAGAAGUUAAAUAGCAACUUUCUUGUUUAAAAUCAUUCACUCUCAAUCUUGGACAGAACAUAUUCCAUGCAUCACUUUUUUUUUAGUCCGAGUUCUACUGAAUCAUGUGUAUUUUCUGAAAUCACAAUGUCCUUUAUAUGUAAUAUUAAUGCAAAGCAGUUUUGUGAUUGUCACAACAACUUGUUCAAGUUAUUGUUGCUUAGUGAUAGUGCCAAUCUUACACUAAGAAUUUGUAGUAGAAAGGUAAAAGCUUAAUUUUCAUUAUUUUUAUUUAAAGUAGAAUUUGAUAGCACCUUUGUGAUUUUCCCAGCAAUGUGUUCAAGUUAUUGUUGCUUAGUCAUACUGGCAAUCUCACACUGAAAAUAUGUAGUAGGUAGAUAAAUGCUUUAUUUUCAUCAUGUAUUUCAAGUAGAAUUUGAAUAGGCUGUGGUUUACCUUGUGAUUCAAUUGUUUCACAAAUAUCCCCUUCCAGGGUCGAAGAGGUAACCCUAUGAAAGUAAAAUUGAAAUCUCUGUGAAUUGAAAAAAUAAAAUCACCAGUGAAAUUAUUAAUUAUCAAGAUUAUUUUUAUUGUAAAUAUGAACCGACAA
Styela clava is the source of this 14475-nucleotide messenger RNA. RefSeq names its product dynein axonemal heavy chain 8-like. Gene Ontology annotation, biological process: microtubule-based movement. NCBI's taxonomy places the organism in Eukaryota, Metazoa, Chordata, Ascidiacea, Stolidobranchia, Styelidae. Gene Ontology annotation, molecular function: dynein light intermediate chain binding; ATP binding; dynein intermediate chain binding. Gene Ontology annotation, cellular component: axonemal dynein complex. The record is from RefSeq and is a predicted model, not a curated record.